AUGGCACGGCGUCGACAUAGCCAUGUGCAAGUGGAUAAAGCUGUUGAAGUACAGCUUUUGAAAAAGAGUCUAGCUCAUUUAAAGUUAGAAAAGGCUCCUAAAGCGAAAACUGCAAGGAGGCAGAUGUCGUCAACUGAAAAGGGCAUGAUUAUCGCAUUCUUCUUCUGCUUUGGUUGCAUACAGACAGUGUCGGCAAUCAUUGGCAGACCUUGGUCGACAAUCAAGAGCUUUAUACAGCGUACUGUCUUACGGGACGGAAAUGAGGACAACCUUCCCCGCUCUGGUCGACCGCCCUUGCUUAGCCGCCGGCAAAAGAAAGAACUGGUAAAAGCAGCAAAAAAUAAUCGGAGAAUGACAAAGAAUGAAUUUAGAGACAAAUAUGCACCUGGGAUUUCUCUUGCUACGGUCGAUCGAGUCUUACGGCAGGCAAAUAUUAAGAAAUGGCUUGCCAAACACCGUCCACUAUUGAAGCCCGAACAUGUCAAAAAAUGGCUAGAUUGGGCAAUGCAGCGGAAAGACUGGGGUAUUGAGGAGUUUAUGAGUGUCAUUUGGAGCGAUGAGUGUGCGGUUGAGAGAUCUAAAGACCCUCGUCAAAUUUGGGUAUUCAGAGAGCCAGACGAGAAAUGGCUUGCCGACUGCAUCUAUCCAAAGCCAAAAGAUAGAGGCCCUUUGGUUCCAGUACCCGAGAGUAUGACUGGCAUCCGCUACCUUAGGAUCAUCAAACGUUAUCUCCCAUCAGUUCUAAGAAGUGCUUUGAUCAUCUACCCUUAUUACCCUAGAAUUGCUGAUACCAAAGGGGGACCACCUGCUGUAAAGAGGGAACUGGCUAGAGUUUUGCCUUUAGUUUGGGAAACCAUACCCCCGGAGUUCUUUGAAAAACUUGCAGCAUCGAUGCCCCGAAGGGUGGAGGCCGUCAUUCAAGCAAAGGGCUGGUAUACGAAGUAUUGA
Messenger RNA from Morchella sextelata, 948 nucleotides. RefSeq lists its product as uncharacterized. Gene Ontology annotation, biological process: DNA transposition; DNA integration. The transcript is spliced from 4 exons. The record is from RefSeq and is a predicted model, not a curated record. Lineage: Eukaryota; Fungi; Ascomycota; Pezizomycetes; Pezizales; Morchellaceae. Bases 1 to 948 code for a protein of 315 amino acids. Gene Ontology annotation, molecular function: DNA binding.